Messenger RNA from Tachyglossus aculeatus (Australian echidna), 1098 nucleotides. It is a transcript of the gene NRGN, whose product is annotated as neurogranin. Gene Ontology annotation, molecular function: calmodulin binding. Bases 19 to 255 code for a protein of 78 amino acids. The transcript has 4 exons. NCBI's taxonomy places the organism in Eukaryota, Metazoa, Chordata, Mammalia, Monotremata, Tachyglossidae. The record is from RefSeq and is a predicted model, not a curated record.
CCCGCCCCCGCCGCCGGCAUGGACUGCUGCACCGAAAGCGCUUGCUCCAAGCCGGACGACGACAUCCUGGACAUCCCCCUGGACGACCCCGGGGCCAAUGCAGCCGCCGCCAAAAUCCAGGCGAGUUUCCGGGGCCACAUGGCGCGGAAGAAGAUCAAGAGCGGCGAGCGCGGGCGGCAGGGCCCGGGCCCACGGGGGGCGGGCGGAGCGGGGGGCGGCUCCGGGGGCGCGGGCGGAGGCCCCAGCGGAGACUAAGCCAGAUGAAUGAGCCUUUUCUAAGUUCCCGAGGAGAGAGACGGAGGCCUCGUCCCCCCGCCCCCCGCAGUGACAAGACCAUCCUGCCGUGUUUGUGACCCCCCUCGCCCUCCCCUCGGCCCCCACGCGCUUCUGGAAACCCCCGGAGCCGCUCCCCGCGGGCGGACCCUGCUCAAGACGCUCCGUCUGACCCCGGCUGGGCUCUGGACCGGAUUUGGGGUUGGCUUCCCUUUCCCCCCCCCCACCCCUUGACAGCUUCUGCGCCCCUCCCCAUCCCACCGCAGCCCGCAUGCAGUCACAGCACUGAUUCUCAGCUGAGCGCCCCCCACCCCUCCGAUUCCCUCGCCCUCCACCCCCGGGACCUCGGACCCAAAUCCGGGCUGACCUGAGAGAGCCCCUCUUGGAGGCGUCUGCAGGACGAGGGGGCCGCCCCUUCCCCCCCAACCUGCAUGAACUGCCCUUAACGCUGCAUGACCUUUGCCCUUCCCCUCUAAACUCCAGGACUUUGGUUCUGCCCCUUCCACUUGGCAAUCUCUCCAGGGGCUGUGCAAGGCACCUUCCCCACCGCCUUCUCCCCUCCCCAGUAUAGGCGGGAGAGGAAGGUUCCUCGACCCCCUUCUCCCACGCCAUCUCUAUAAGGGGCAGGGGCGCUCGGCCAGUCCCGUCUUCCUCUUCCCCCCUUCCCACCUCAAGCCCUGUCCUGGGGUUCCAGGAGGCCGGGAUCCCUUCUCAGCUCCCGCCUGGCUCCAUGUUCUUCCCGGGAGCUGCCCCUCUGCUCCUCUCUUCUGUUAUGCAAACUCCUGGGCAGGACGUGGGUGAGAAGAAGUGGAGGGUGGUGGGAGU